AUGGCUUCCUCAAAGAAUGAUAAUCAAGCUUCAUUUGGAUCUAAGAGGCCCCGAAAUGAUGUUUUACAAAAAGAUGGAGACUGGAUUUGCACUACUUGUGGGAAUUUAAAUUUUCAUUUUCGAAUUGUUUGCAAUAAAAAAUAUUGUCAUGCUCCAAAACCAUCCGGAAGUUCAGCUCCAAAACCAUUUGUAGCUGAAUCUCCAAAAACAUUUGGAUCUCCGAUUCCAGCUCCAAAAUCAGCAGGAAUGUCGACUUCAAAACCAUUUAUAGCUCCCGUAAAAGCUUUGGCUACUGAAAUUAUGAGUGCAUAUAAUGGAGGUGUUGUGACUCUUCCUCCACCAUCCCCACCACCACCAAUGAAUGGUAUACCAAUCAACUUUGGAUCAAUACCAUCUUAUAUCCCAUAUGGAAGCUAUGGAACUAUGGCACAAAGAACCUUUGGACCAGGAUCCUCUAUUCAAGGUAGAAGCUCUACCCAAUCUGGAAGCUUAGGAGAUAUUUUUGUCAAUCCAAUGUCUGAUAUUAACCCUUAUGGUUAUGGUUUUCAAGGUCCUUUUCCGUGGGAUGCGGGACUAACAACAAAGGAUUCUGAAUCUCACAAUGAUUCUGAUUCUCACAAGGAUUCUGAAGUUCCCAAAGAUUCUGAAUCUCACAAGAAUUUGGAAGUUCCCAAGGAUUCUGAAAUUCCUAAGGAUUCUAAGUCUCACAAACGUCGUAUUGAAGAAGGUGAUUGGAUUUGUCCUCGAUGUGAAAAUGUCAACUUUGCAUUUAGAAGUAAAUGCAAUAUGAAGAACUGUCGACUUCGUAGACCCACUCCUAUGCCACUUCCAGUUUUUCCUGAAGGUAGCUGGAGCUGCAACAAAUGUGGGAAUAUGAAUUAUCCAUAUCGAAACUCAUGCAACAUGAAAGGUUGUGGAGUUGAGAGACCAAACAACUAAGGAGAAAGUUUUUAUUUUGGAUUAAGAAUAAAGAAUUUGACAGCUGUGAAUUUUAGGACAAGAUUUUUCAUUUGGAUUAUUUUGGUUUGGCUGUUGAAGACAAUUUAGUUUUUUAACUAUGAUUUAUGUUGAAUAAGAUGCUGAGAAUUAUGGUGAAU
Molecule: messenger RNA, 1097 nt
Organism: Vicia villosa (hairy vetch)
Lineage: Eukaryota; Viridiplantae; Streptophyta; Magnoliopsida; Fabales; Fabaceae
Product: ranBP2-type zinc finger protein At1g67325-like
Exons: 7
Coding region: 1-939 (312 amino acids)
Source: RefSeq, a predicted model, not a curated record